Molecule: messenger RNA, 963 nt
Organism: Guillardia theta CCMP2712
Lineage: Eukaryota; Cryptophyceae; Pyrenomonadales; Geminigeraceae
Exons: 8
Coding region: 1-963 (320 amino acids)
Biological process (GO): peptidyl-lysine monomethylation
Molecular function (GO): protein-lysine N-methyltransferase activity
Source: RefSeq, a predicted model, not a curated record
AUGUCGGCGCUCCUGCGAUGGCUGGAGGGAGGAGGAGUACAGCUCGGGGGAGUCGAGGCUGUGUGGAGGGAGGGGAUGGGAUGGGCCCUACGAGCGAGCAAGCGCAUCAGUCCGGGCGAGACCUUCCUCAAGGUCCCCCGCCACCUCCUCCUCGGCCCCCACCAGCUCAGGGCCAGCAGCCUUGACAGGCUCCUCGAGGGCUGGCAGCUUCCCGACUGCAUGCUGCUGCUCCUCAUGUGCGAGAGCGUAAACAGCAGCAGCUUCUUCCGCCCCUACCUCGACCUUCUCCCCGACACCGUCGACACUCCCAUCACCUGGAGCAAGGAAGAGGCAAAGGAGCUGGUUGGGUCCCCCGUCCUGCAUAGGGCAGUGAAGCUCCGCCAUGAGCUCGCGCGAUCCUUCCAGGAGAUGAAGGACAAGGUCUUUGACAAGUAUCCUGACCGUUUCCCUCCCCUCCUCUUCUCCUACGAGCGCUACCAGUGGGCAUACUCCAUCCUCCGCUCCCGCGCCUUUGGGAACUACACGCUCAUGCCCCUUAUUGACUUGAUGAAUCAUCAUCCAGAUUCGCGCCUCGCUCCAACUCUCCUUUCCGACGGGUCCGACGCGCUCAUCGCCCGCAGGGAGUACAACGUGUGGGGAUUCUAUGGCAGGAAGUCCGACGCUGAUCUCCUCCUCAACUAUGAUCUCAAGCACAUGCUCGUACAGGCGUGCGGCUUCUCCAUCACCCAGCAGAAGUUCGCGCUGUACAAGGGUCUCAUCUCUUCUUCCUUGAUCACUUUCCUCUCCAUCGACGCUGCUGACGACGUGGACGGGGAGGAGACGCUCAUUGCGCUGGCGCACGGAGACGUCAGGACGAUGAGGGUCCAGCUACCCGAGCGGAGAUCUCGUGGCCGACCUCAAGCGCUGGCGAGGAGGCGGAAGAGCGACGAGGCGACGACAAGCCCUCACUAUCCGCAUGGGUGA